AUGCCGCACCACAACAUCGUUUGCGAGUGGCUGCGUACCAUUGGCCUGGCCCAGUAUGGCGAGAGCUUCCUCGAGAAUGGCUACGAUGAGCUCGAGAUUUGCAAGCAAAUUGGCGAAAUCGAUCUGGAUGCCAUUGGCGUGGACAAUCCCUCGCAUCGUGGUAAGCUGCUGAAGAGCGUGCGUACGCUGCGGGAGAAGGGAGCCGCCAUUGUCUAUGUGCUCAUCAAUGAUCCGAAGGCGAUUAGCAGCAGCAACGAGAUUCUUGCCUCGGAUUGUGAUACGCCCGUUACGAUGAAGGAGCUGGAGGCGGUCAUGAAGCGACAUCUCGAGGCGGAUGGCAUACGCCUUACAGCCCAUCCCUAUUCCACGCCG
Messenger RNA from Drosophila innubila, 372 nucleotides. RefSeq names its product sterile alpha motif domain-containing protein 5-like. Gene Ontology annotation, molecular function: protein binding. The record is from RefSeq and is a predicted model, not a curated record. The transcript has a single exon. The annotation marks the transcript as partial. NCBI's taxonomy places the organism in Eukaryota, Metazoa, Arthropoda, Insecta, Diptera, Drosophilidae.